GCUGGAGAAAUUUAGCCGGAACAAAAUAAAUAAAUUGUUAGAUGGUAAAUUCAGGAACUUACGCAGACCAUCGAAAACUGCGGCGAUACUUGUUACCAGUUAAAGAGAGGGUCUUACCUACGCCGAAAUGUUUAAGAAAGCCAGAGCAAAUAUAUCACUAGAUGAGUUACAAAUAAAAGCCACUAAGAUCAGGAGAGCGGUUAAUGUCGGCAUGCUCAUAGAAGUCAUUGGUCCUGAUGGUCAAGAUCGCGCUAAAGUACUAGAAACUAAACUUAAGGAAAUACUCAAGGACCAAGCCAAGGUAGUAAGACCAACGAUUAAAGGAGAAAUUCGUCUUAUUGGUUUAGAUGAUUCGGUUACACCUGAAGAAGUUCUCUUUGUUGUCGCUUAGAAUGUGCCCCUUGAAUGCUGCAUUGAAAGUCGCCAAUUUAAAGAAAAUUAAGAUUGGUUGGACGUUGGCUAGAGUUGAGCUUCUCGACAAUAUACCCGUCCAAUGUUUCAAAUGUUGGAUAUACGGGCACGUUAGACUCGCCUGUUCAUCUAAAGAGGAUUUUAGCGGUCUAUGCUUUAAAUGUGGAAGGAAAGGUCACCUAGCAAAUAACUGCAAUCUUCCUCCCUUUGUAAGGUGUGUGAUUCAGAAGAAGAGUUGCUGCGAAUAAACCGGACCCGGAAGCCGGAAAAAGCAUGAUAAUUGAUGACAACUAGAUUUCUGCAGGCGAAUGUCAAUAUGAGCAAACCUUCUCUAGACUUGUUGCUCCAUUAUGGUAAGAAAACUGAGGCUGGUAUCCUGUUAAUUUCAGAACUUAAUUACAUUGCAACCAUCGAAAAU
Molecule: messenger RNA, 829 nt
Organism: Cataglyphis hispanica
Lineage: Eukaryota; Metazoa; Arthropoda; Insecta; Hymenoptera; Formicidae
Exons: 3
Coding region: 348-659 (103 amino acids)
Molecular function (GO): zinc ion binding; nucleic acid binding
Source: RefSeq, a predicted model, not a curated record